GUCAUCUCUUGGGCCCUAAGCAACCAGCCUCGCCCACGCCUGUCAACCCGGCGCGACUCACACACCUCGUCCUCGAGUGCGACAUCUUGCGCAAAGACUCGACGUCUCUUGCACUGCGCCUCUUCACUCUCCCGCCCUGUUCUCCCCAUUCACGCCAAUGUCUACUUUCGCCGCACAAUCACAAUCACAACCGCACAUCACACUACAACCGCCUCACGUACCUUGGAAGCGCUACAUUACCUAGCCCACUGGAUCGCGACCACCGACCACCCUUUCCCUUGCGACACUAGCUCGAACACGACUUUUCAUUACGACCUUCACACACUGCGACAUGGCAGACUUGACCUACAUGAGCGACUCGCCCGUGCCGACUGCGCCUGGCGCUCAGCAAGGGCGACAACAGACCACGCCUUCCCAACCGAAGCGCAAUAACCGCAAUCGCAAGAACAACCAGCAACAACAGACCGACGGCGCUGUUUCCGACGGCGCUCUCAUAAAUCCUGCUGCGUCUCCGCGACACAGGAACAACAGCAACAAGCAGCGGCAGAGCAGCGCAGCGCAAGGACGACAACAGCAGGACAAUAUGGGCCAAGGGAAUACGCAGAAAGGGCGACCGAUUUCUUAUGCCGGUGGGCGAGUUCCAGCGACACCUGCGAAAGAGCAAGCAUAUGCUGGGCCGACCUUUCAAGCUUCGCCAGCUGCUUCUGCACUACCCAUGCCCAAGUUCUCCAAAUCAGUGCCAAAUGCUGCAGUGCGUGGCUCUCUGUCCGCGAGACUGGCGGCCGAAAAGACAUCCGACGGCGAGCAGUCAUCUCCCGAGGCGGACGUCGUUGCGCCUGUCCCCGCUCCCAAGGAAGCGUUCAAUUCUCCUUUGGACUUGUUCUUCAAGGCGGAUCGAGAAGAGAAAGCGCGAAGCGCAAGCCAGUCAGAAGCUCAGAGACCACAACCGCCUUCUACAGAACCUCGAAAUCCAUUCGCACAAGCAGGACGCAGCGCCUUCCUUGACGAGCUGGACCGCGACUCGGCCAUGCCCAGUCCUCGCACCGUACCUCCCAACAACGGCAGGCCACCUUUGAGCCACCGAACAGUGUCUUCUCCUGGCAUUGCGCAACAGCAAGCGGAUAUUGGUGAGCAGGAGAGGCAGGCCAAGACGCAGAAUCUGAAGGACUUGCUGUUCUCCGCCGCCAUCAGACCCUCCAAUCAGCCCAGUACCCAAUCACGAACACCGUCCGGAUCGAAUACACCUAACAAUAACUUCCAUUCUCCAUCUCCCUUCAAUCAACCUGGACACUUCUCACAAUCUCGAUCCAGUUCUGUUCCUUCGACCCCUCAGCCGCAUUACGAUCAGCAGCAACAAGACAAUUACUCUUUGCACUACGGCAACAGAAACCUAUCACCUCUGUUCAAGGCUUCACGAAACGACACACCUCAGCGCCCUUCCUCUUUGCGGCAGGAGAUGGCUAGCGAUACCUCAUCCAAUGCAGACUCGGCGGUGGGUCUCGGCGAUCCAUACAGUCCUAACACUUUCGCACGUAAUUACCUCAAUCACACGGCACGCACCGCGGGGCCGGUGGAGAUGCCUCAACUUCCUUUCAACAAUCAUCCUGCUGCUUUCCACGGUCCUACUAUUGGUUCUUCUACUCAACCUGUAAAUGCACAGCACGGCGUUCCGGAGCAAGCUGCCAAUACCAACAGCAGCGCACCACGCGGUAACGAAUUACGAGACAUGAGCGCGGAGUCGGCGGAAUUACGACGUAUGCUCAAGAUCUUCUGAUAUCAUCUUUGGGCAUAUUGGGUCUUGUGUUCAGGCGUUUUCAUCUAUUACAGAGCAUAGCGAGGAGUUUUUGGCGACUUGUCAUUGUUUGCAGCAUUGUGGCUUUGUGAGCCAUUCUCUGGGGGUGGGAUAUUCGGUCACAUUUCGAACGACUGGCAAUGUCAUCUUGGUGGAGGGUUCGCGCUGCAUAUCUGCACGCAUGCGGCGCUUUGGAGGACGAGAAACUGGGCACGCUCGCUGAUGAGUUGAUUUGAAGCACGAGUCACAGGACACCCACUCGCUUGAGCUCUCUCGUAUGUCAGAGUGGAAUGAGUACUGCUUGAGAGCAGUUGCUUGAUGGAUUUGGACGUAGAUAGAAGACCAAC
Messenger RNA from Cercospora beticola, 2139 nucleotides. RefSeq lists its product as uncharacterized. The record is from RefSeq and is a predicted model, not a curated record. NCBI's taxonomy places the organism in Eukaryota, Fungi, Ascomycota, Dothideomycetes, Mycosphaerellales, Mycosphaerellaceae.